Messenger RNA from Pelobates cultripes (western spadefoot toad), 40545 nucleotides. The record is from the annotation of a GenBank genome assembly. NCBI's taxonomy places the organism in Eukaryota, Metazoa, Chordata, Amphibia, Anura, Pelobatidae.
CGGCUCACAGCUCUACUAACACAGAGGAGCAGCGUGACACCAGCACACAGGUAGAGUAAGCUUUGCAAACUUCAUUCUCUCCAUACAGGUGGCUGGGGCUGGGGCUGGGGAGCUGGAAAGGGGAGCUACUUCAGGAAUGUAGCAUCUUUAACCCCAGCAGUGCCAGCAUAGCUUGUGUUUGAAGCAAACUGCUGAAUGUUUGGGAUAUUUCAAAACCUAAAUAUCGCAUAGGUAUAUUUAUUCUCAGUAGUAUGAUGAGCUUUUAGAAAUGUGAUAACACAUUAUAUUUAACCUUGUAUUGUCCAAGACAAACCACAAGCAGAUUAAUUUAACAAAAAUGAGAUUUUAUAUAUAUUUAUUUAUUUUUAUUAUUUAUUUUUUUUAGUCUGUGAGUGGCUUGUAUUUGGCAAUCAAAUGUUAAAUAUAAUGUGCUUUUACUUUUUUACUUUCCUUGAAGCCUUUUCUAGUUGACCAUUAUUAAAUCACCAGACUGCUAUAUUUCUGAAAACUAUUCAAUUUACAAUUGAAUUAAUUGAUUUGAUUUGUGUAUGUAUAUACACUGUAUCUGUGUACCUCCUGGCAUUGUAUGUUAGAACAGGAAUAGGUGAAAGUAUACAUUUCCAUUUCUCCCCCCCCAAAAAAAGACAGAUGAUUCAAAGAUUUUGGGAACAUAGACAGCAGUGGGAAGUACUUUACCAUUAAUUAAAUUUAAUUAGCAAUGGAGGGUAAUUAAAAAUGAUGUAAGUGCAUACAUUGUUAUAUAUAUUUAUCUACUGUAGAUAGAUAGAUGGAUAGAUAGAUAGAUAGACAGACAAACAGACAGAUAGUUAGGUAGAUAGGAUAGAUUUGCAUGAAGGUUUAAAAACUAGUAUUACCAACUUUCAAAUGUGCACUCAGGCUUGCUUGCUGAUUAUUUUUGUUUAGAUUGUAAUAGAUUGUAAGCUCUGUUACUUUUUUUUCUGCUUGAAAUUUUCUCAUCAUUUAUUCCUGUUUGGCUGUUUGUCCUGUGUGAUGUGCGAUUGAAUGAGCUAUACACCAGUGAAAGGCUAUACACAAGUGAAAGGCUAUACACCAGUGAAAGAGGCUUGAUCUGAAAUCAUAAUGGAACAAAGUCUGUACGAUAGGACGAUACAGUUCAUUUCUGAAUAAAUUUACAAAGUUGAAGAAAAUUAAAACCUUCAGCUUUGUCUAACUGUUCAGAUAUGAAAAGUUAAAAAUCACCUUAAAGGACCACUAUAGUGCCAGGAAAAAAAACACUCGUUUUCCUGGCACUAUAGUGCCCUGAGGGUGCCCCCACCCUCAGGGACCCCCUCCCACCUGGCUCUGGAAAGGGGAAAGGGGUUUAAACUUACCUUUUUCCAGCGCUGGGCGGAGAGCUCUCCUCCUUCGUUCCGCCCCGUCGGCUGAAUGCGCACGCGCGGCAAGAGCUGCGUGCGCAUUCAGCCGGUCACAUAGGAAAGCAUUCAUAAUGCUUUCCUAUGGACGCUGGCGUGCUCUCACUGUGAAAAUCACAGUGAGAAGCACGCAAGCGCCUCUAAUGGCUGUCAAUGAGACAGCCACUAGAGGCUUUGGGGGAAGGCUUAACCCAUUAAUAAACAUAGCAGUUUCUCUGAAACUGCUAUGUUUAUUAAUAAUGGGUUAACUCUAGCUGGACCUGGCACCCAGACCACUUCAUUAAGCUGAAGUGGUCUGGGUGCCUAGAGUGGUCCUUUAAGGACUGUUAUCAAAAAAAGGGAACCCUUUGAUCUUCCACCGUCAUUGUUAUAUGUAAUGACCCAUAUAAUUAACAUGCAUACUCAAUUAAUAUAAUUUAUAUUACCCGCACACACACUAACUGCAGGGCAUAAUAACAAUAUAGGCUUAUAGUUGAAAAUGAAGGGCAUAUGUUACUUGUGGACAGUAUUACUAAGCAAAGAAUUGUUUUACAUCAGAGGUGUUGAAUUGGGCUCCUCAAUUACAAUUAUUUAUAUAGUGCCAACAUAUUUCUCCCCGUUGUAAGAUAAGAAUUAAAUUCAAACAGAACAUGUAUGACAAACGGGAACAGCAGACGAAGAGGGCCCUAGGAUCCCCAAUCCUCCUGUUAUUGGACCAAUACACCUAUCAUUCCAAACCAGCCAAUGACACAUCUUGUGCAGAAAUGAAACAGCUGUCAAACACUAUAGUGCACUCAAAUCUUCUAGAUUAUCGUUUUUAUUUAUAUCUGUGGCCUUUGGGUGGAAAUAAACCAAGACAUUGUCAUGUGUGUGUAUGCAGCUGUGCUAUAAACAUGUACAAUUCGGCUCGUUUGUGCUAUUAACUUUUAGCUUUUUUUCACACAGUUGUCAUAUUUUCCUUGGCAUGGACUUUUAUUAUGCGCCUGCUUUAUAUCGAGUUGAAGCUGGUGUUAUGCUGCUAGACAUUGCAUUUAUGCCCAAUAUCUCUAUUUAUAUAAACCUUUUCUGCUACCUGUACUAACAAUUAUUUACCUCUCAUUUUAUUAUAUAUACAAAUUGUCUUUUAAAUGGAAAUGUGAAAAAACAGAAAUAUAUAUAUAUAUAUUAGCAUCCUGCCCUGCAACUUAAAUCUUAACAAGCACAUGUAGGGCCAUGUAAAGCCAGUGUACAAUUAUCUAGUAUUCUAGGCACAAUUCAGUUUGCUAUUUAUUGUAUAUCCCAUAUCCCCUCCAGUCUCUUUUACUCUCUAGUUUCUCCCUCUGUCAGUCUUUUCUUGUCCCUGUCUGUUUCUCUAUCUGUCUCAAACGUGCCUGUCUUUCCCAGACCCCAGAUUUUUUUUUAAUCUCACAAUCAUUUGUUUUGCCUAGUCUACUUACCAUUAUUUUACUUUUCCCUUUCUUCAUUAGUUUUACAUCUUAACUCAACUAUUUUCCGCAUCUGCUUCCCCAAUUGCUCUCCUCCACAAUAAUUUCCGCUAUCAUUAUACCUGUCUCUUUUAUCCAGCUCUAUGAAAAGAGCACAGUAGCAUUAGGAAUAUAUAUCUGAAUUACUAACGCUACAGCCCUGAUACCCCUUGUCAACUAGCCCCCCAACUGUAUAAAAAUUUAAUAAAUCAAAAAGGAACAAAUUACUCACCAUUUCUACAGCGCUAAGUCUCCCUCUACUACCUUGACUACUUGCACAGGUUACAUCAGGAUGACCAGUCAUUUCAAUUCUCCUCACAGUGGAGUUUUGGUGAGCAUAUGCACCUGCUGUGAUGCGCCUACAUUUCCUUUCAUUUCCAAUUAUUGCACUCAUGUGACCAUGUCGGCACUGCGCAUACUUGAGCUGCGCUUCCAAUCCUUCUAUUUAGUUUAAUAUUGGGUUUUGGGGGAUAGGUUAGAGUGGCCAGCUAAAGGCACUAUAACAACUUCAGUAAGAGUGCCUACAGUGUUCCUUUAAAUGUGUUGGCAAAAGUGCAUUCAUUUUGUUGCAAGUAUGUGAUGAGUUGUAUGUUAGUGUGUGGAGGAUGCAGGUGUUAGUGUGUCUAUAUAUCACAUUAUGCAACCGACCAAUAAAAAAAAAAUGAUGUGGUGGGUUGCAUGCAUAUGUGACAUUUUGAUGUGUUUGGGAGGAGAGAGGGGCACUUAGGGGCACUCACUGCUACUAUUAUCCUUUUUUUUAUUAUUCUUUAUCAAUUUAAGUAUAGUUUAAUUACCCACCAAGAUAGAUAAUCCCUUGUGUUCUGGUGUUAUUCUCCAAUGGUUACAGAUCACUUUUAUUGCUCCAUCCAAUCCUGAACUCCUAAAUGAAUGAGUGUGUGGGGCAGGUAAACCUGCUCUUCGUAAGAUUGUGAGGGAUCAUUGAUAGUGAAGUGCACUUGUCAUAAAGUGCCGUCAUUUGGGCUGGCAUUGUAUGCCCUGAGCACCUGACAUAGAUGCACAGUGGAAAUUUUCAUAUCGUCCAAAUUAUUUUGGACAAAAUACAUUUUGAUUUAUCUAAAACAAAUUUCGAUUUGUUGAUUCGUUUCGGUUGAAAUUCGUCGAAUGGAAUGCCAUGCAGGCAAAUCUUUCUUUGGUUUAGAAAAGUAGAUGAAUCCCUAAUUUGGUGCUUUAUGCGGGAUCGCCAUAUUUAAAGAUUUUAAAUUAGGGUGGAAGCUGUGUUUUAGUAUCCUUAAAUAUGACAAUCCCACAUAAGGAUACAAAAUUAGGGAUAUAUGUACUACGCAACUGAAAGAGCGUCAUUAAGAACAGGAUUUUUCCAACUGAAUAAAAUGGUAUCUUUAUGUGGGUUUGACAUAUUUUAGAGUACCAACUAGGGAGCUGUUUACUAGAUCUAGCUCCCUUAUUUGUUAUCUUAAAUAUGGCAAUCCUGUAUCAGGAUACCAAAUUAGGAAACUAUAUACUAAGCAGCUGAAAGAUCAAAAUUAAGAAAACCCCUUUUUUUCAUUGUAGUUUUACAGUUGUUUAUUAGAUUAUUCUCUAAUUUGGUAUUCUGAUAUGGGAUUGCCAUAGUUAAGUAUACGAAAUUAGAGAGCUAUCGAAUAAACACAACAGCUCCCUAAUUUGGCAGUGGUACACUUAAAUAUGGACUUGUAAUUACACAUAAACUUACCAUUUUACAAGAACGAACUAAUAAAUAAAUUAAAUGAAAAAUGUUAUUCGCAGCAAUUUCAUUGAUUAGUUCAUUCUUCCAUUGUGCCAUUCGGAAUUUGGAUGUACAAGCUGAUUGUCGGCCGAAUUGAAAUUCUCAUGGAAACAAUUGCUCAAGUCUGAUAAGCACUUGAAAAAUGACUAUUUACUGCAGACAACAAUGGUCCCACAUUGAGUGUGCUAAUGAAAGAUACAAACUCUAUGUGGAUACAGUAAUGUUAUUUUCAUUUAAGGCAUAUGUAAACAUAAAGAUAGAAGGUAUGCAGUAGCUUAUCUCCUGAGUGAAAUUAAUUCACUAAUGAUGCACAAAAGUGUGAGGGGGACAGGAGAGAAAGGAUAUUGGUAGAGUAUCCUAUGGAGUGGAAUACCCUACCAGUUGCAGGAAACAGUAAGGGUACAGUAGAGAACUUAACGUGCAACCUUAAUGCGUGAGUAUUAAAACAACUUUUUUUUAAAAACAUUUGUUUUUUAUUGCAUUUUGUCAACUCGUCAUACAUACAAUAACAUCAGCUUUUUACAUCUUAACUUUGCUUGAGUUACAGUCAGUAUUGGGACAUCAAACACAAAACAUGUCAUUGCAGCAGGAGCUUACAAUUAGUUGUCAUACAUUUAAACCUUAACUUUUAAUGAUAAAUUUCUAAUAUGUAAAAACUGGUGAGAGUCAACACCCAACCAGUUUUUACAUAUUAGAAAUUUAUCAUUAAAAGUUACAUUUUAAUAUUCACGCAUCAAGGUUUCUCUCCUGUUCCCCUCACACUUUUGUGCUUUAAUUUAAGGCAGCCUUAACAAUGUGAAAUAUGAUUUUGUUGAAUGUAAGCUAUUCAUACUAUUCUAACGAAAUCCCUUUGCAGAAUUUUCCUGUAUCAAGCUUAACUAUAUAAACUGCUGUCUACUUUUAUAAUUAUUUUAACACAUAAAGAUAAAGAUUUUUCUUUUAUUAUUCCUCCCUUUUUUUUACAUUUACUCUGCUCGCAUUCCUUAACAUUUCAGAAGCAUAUGAAACAUCUAGAUUAGAAUUGAUGUUAUGUUUUUUAUUUUUAUUUUUUCCUUAAAUCAAUUGAUUCCUAGACAGAUUCUUACUCUGACACCGUUAGAAUUAUCUAUGGGAUUGGGAAGAAUCACAUUACUUUGGAUCCAAAUCAAUGUUUUUAUAUUUGUAAUUCCAACCUUAUUAAAUAUAAUCAGCAAAUGGAAAAUUCGAUUAAAAUGCAAAUGCAUCAAUAUUUUUUUUUUUUUUUAGGACAUAAUGUUGAAGUACUUACUAAUGAACGUGAUAAAAAUAUAACAGAACACAAUUACAUAAUAAUAAAUUGUGAAGUCAAUGAAGGAUGUAAUAAAUACAAAAAUACAUCUGAGUGAAAACAGAAAUAAAUAUAGCUUCUAAUUUAGGGUUGUUUAGGGAUGCAAUUUCCUCCAUUUUUAAGACACACAUCACAUAUUCAAAUUAGUGGACAGCAUAGUAUUUAUACACCACAUUCUGCAGGUAGUAAAUCAGGUUCAAAUCAGUUAGGAAGAGAAUCCUGCAGCAUAUGCAUUCUACAUACAAUAGGGCAGCAUUUUCACAUGUUGCCAAUCAAAGUGAUGAAAUCAUGUGUCCAAUAAACCAUGGUGGAUAUAGCAACCCAACUGUUAUGAGAAAGUCUUAUCAGGGGUUUAACCCCUCAAGGACACAACUUCUGGAAUAAAAGGGAAUCCAUGUGUCCUUAACUCCUUAAGGACCAAACUUCUGGAAUAAAAGGGAAUCAUGACAUGUCAGACAUGUCAUGUGUCCUUAAGGGGUUAAGGGGUUAAUAUCUACGUCUUGAGGGAUUUUAGAAUAUGAUGAGACAAGUUUUCCUAACAUCAUUUUUACUUUAGCACUAAUUUAGAUGGUAACAAUAAGCCAAGCAGACUACAAACUUUAAUGCAAUGGUUCAAAUUAUGUUUUAAACACAAAGAAAGUACAUGGCAUAACUUUGGCAACUCAUUUUUUUAAUUGUAAAAUUAGCUCAGGAUCCAUUAUUACAUUAAAUAACCUCAAGUAAAAUGUAUUGUACUAAAGAGAUUCAGUAAAAUUGCACAACAUCAAAGCACCCUCCAUUGGAUUGGAGAUGGCAUUAUUGCCACUAUAACAAUCUUAUGAUCCAAUGUGGAAAGUAGCCUGGGGGCUUGACAAAUAUAUUGUGCUUGUUCCAACCAAAGAGACCCAAAGAGCAUAACAUGCAUUAACAUAACUAGCACCUUCAACAACUUUUUAUCUGUUAACGUUACUUAGAUUGCAGACAAGAUGAUGGCAUCACUGCCCUCUUAAUUAGGGAAACUCAAAAAGAUUUAUUAUAGAGGACAUCAAUGAUGUAAUCCAGAUCUACAAUGUGCCCCCUAGCCAUAGUUAUACAUUAUCUACUACUCAAAGCUUUACAUGGUUACUGGUAUUGAUCAAUUAGUCCACGUAUGUCACCUAUAUUUUAAUAUAAAAUAAUUUGAUUGAAUAUUAUAAUGGAGGUCAUGUCACUAAGCACAUUGGACUGUUUGACUAUGAUAACAAUUGUUCUGUGACCGAUUUACCAAUAUCGUUUAUAAUUAUAUCUGCCAGAUAGUAAUUUAUGUUGCGUUUGUGUACAAAAAUAUAGAAAACUAUUAUAACAUAUUUGGCACAAACGUGAUCAAUCUUCAUAAGCAUUGAAUUCUGGACACAUAGCUCAUCCAGGAAUUAUAUACUAGUAUGGCAAUAUACAAUCAAACUGAUGUAAUAGACUUGUUUCUAUUUAGUAACUUAUCCUAAAACAAUAUAAGUGGAAGACAGUGACGUAGGACUGGACUGACUAAUGAAAUCUAUGGGAAAACUGUUUCUCCGUUACCAGUGAUAAAUUGUCUGUGGCUGUGGAACCUAGCCCUUAGUUUAAUUAUUAUUAUUUUUAUUAUCAAUUAAGUCAUAUCCUUUAUUUGCUGUCAAAAGCAUUUCAUGUCAGGUGCAGUUAUAUUUCCCCAUCAAUGUUUACUAUAUAAAACUGCAGUGUCGAUUUGCAAAGCAGUACACUGUGGUAAAGUUAUACUUCAAUGGUUAUUGGAACAUUCUUCAGUUUGGUUUAGUGGGGAAUUGUUUGUUUGUUAAAUAGCUAUUUUGCCUUGAUUUAGUAAAUCAGUUGUUACUUUUCCCAUCACACAUACAUAUUUGGCUGUUUAAAUGUACUUAUUAAUGUUGGUUUUUUUUUAGAAUAUGCAGCCAUAUGUUUGUUUCUAACACAUCAUAAAUAAAAUUUAUUUAAAUUUCCAUAAAUUCCCCAAAUUUGACCCAAAAUUGCAAUUUGGAUCCAAAUGAGUUUGCAUUUAUUAAUGGCAAUUUAGACACACAUUCUGAGAUUAGUCCAUAAAGUGAGUAAUUUAAAUCAAUUGGGUCUGCUGAAAAAAAAAAGUACAAAAAUGUCAAAAUUCUGAGUAUGGGGAUGGUUUUCAGUAGUGAGUACACUUUCCCGAUAUUGGUGGAGCCUUCAGAGCAUUAUUCAUUUAACUGAUUAAUACUACAGUACUAUAUUUUCUGCAUGUGGAAAUCAUGUCGAAUUUUUUUAUAAUACUACUACUACUCACCAAAGCCAUCAGAUUCCUCACAAAUACCCCUAAGCAGUGUGUUAGACCAUUUUCAUUUAUCUUUUUUCUUUUUUUAGUUUUAUUAACCAUUUUAGAUAGGCCACGUGGGAGCUUUUUAUGCAGAAGUCACCCUGGAGCCGCAGGUAGCUGAGUGAUCACUGAUUGGUGGGGACCGGGAUAACCCCAGCUGGCCUAGAGGUGGGGGAGGAGAGUACGGGGCUCUAUAGAUCCACAAAGAAGAAAGCCCAAGCCGCCCAGGACAGAGAGAUCGGCCACUUCUCCCGCAGAGGAAAAAACAGGCCAUGAGUUGUUGGUGGCUGCCACUGCUGGGCUUUGAGAGUAUGGAGGUCUGGAUCUCACUCCAAAGUUGCCUAACUUUAAACUUUAGGCCAUAAUAGCCUAGGAAAAAUUAUCCCAGUCAAUUUUGUUUUCAUUUGUGCCACUUUGUCCUUAUUUUUUAAAUUGAUGAAUUUAUUUUAAAUUUACAACACUUUAGAGAAUAACCAUAUAACCAUAUUUUUCACACAUCACAAAUUCAUAAUUGUUUUUAAAAAAAUAGAGGUUAAUUAAAUAUUAUAUUAAAAUUUCUGGGAAGUGAGGGAAACCAUUAAAAUAAAGUCAAUUUUGGAAAAUGGGAACACAAGUAUUUAAGAUGAAAAGAAAUCCAUAAAUGGGCAACAGUGCACCUUAGUCUCCAUGUGUAAAAAUGUAAACACACGUAGAUAUCUAUAAAUAUUGUAGAAAACAGAUUGAGAAUGUGUAAUUCUAGUUUCUAAGACAUUAUGCAUUCUAUUUCUAUUAUAAAAAUAGAGCCAAAAGACAUGAAAUACAUGCCCAAAACUAUAAUUUGCCUAGGCAAAUGAGUCAAGUUUGAUCCCAUUCUAGUAUGUCUGUGCCAGAACCUCAUAAUUUUAAAAACAAAAUUAUCAUCUCUAAGACACGUUAAAUCUGGUGAGUGAUAAAAAUGCAAUAUCCCACGUAACUCGUUUCAACAGCAAAUAUAGCAUAUAUAGAGGCAUAAAAAUACAUAUAUCUCUCAACAUAUAGAUAUAUUAAUGGGAGGUCACCAAUCAUUUACAAACAGAAGCUGUUGGAGAAAAUAGAUAGAAUAUUCGACACUGUCAAAGUUUUGGUAACAGAAUGUGGAUUUGAUUCAGCUAAAUAUCUGGUGCGGAGUAUAAACUAAUACUGUCUGAAUGUGUUCUUUUUUGAACAAUCUGGCAUGGUUUCUUUCCACUAUAUGUAAUAUGUUGGAGUAUUUAUGAUUGAUGCAUGGGUUAGAAGCUAUCCUUGCUAUUACUAUCUACAGUAUUUAUUUGCAGUUAUACUAUUGCUGUAGUCCACUUUCCGUUUUAUUUUGUCCAGAAAUGGGAAUCUGACUUCAACAUUAGCUAUUCGGUCAUUCAGUAUAAUUUCUGACAAGGUUAUUUGCUAAAGAGAGAAUUGUUGGGGAUCCAAAGUGAAUUUAAAAGUGACUCUCUCGUUUUUAGUCCAGAUUAGACGAAAGUUAAGCAGUCCUGCUAUUGUUUAACCUUAGAUUUGAAAUUCACUUUGAAUUCAUGACAUUUCUUAUUUUAGUGAACAACCUCAUAUUAAUAAUAACAUUGAGGCAGGCAGUCCUGCGUGUUGCUGGAAAGGCCAGAAGCUCAAAUAUUUUUUGUCACUAAAUCUGCCAUUAAAAAAGCACGAAUACAGUUUUCUCCUACUUGGGUUUGAGGCACAGGACCUGCUGACCAUAUGGUAAUUCCUAAUCACAUUAAUAAUAUUAGUAUAGUAUUUAAUCAGGAAAGGUACAUUUUGAUUAUCAACAUUUAUCAAAUUUUCAAGUAUGGCUCAGGGUGUAGAUGUUAUUGUAAUUCAAUUGAAUAGUUCUCUUUAUAAAGGACGAAAGAAUGAGUUUACUUUGUGAGUCUGAGAUACUGGAGCUGGACUCAUGUAUACCAAGUUAGCUUACCCAGAGUGCAGAUGAUCCAAAAAUGGUGAUGGAUGGAUAUUCCAAUUUACUUCACUGGGGUAGGAAGGACAUACUAUUCUGCAUCAUCAUUGGAGAUCUGUCAGCUUUUCCAGAGUCUUAAAGCAUAUUUCAUUUAAAGAAAAUCAUCAUGGGUGUCAGGUUUUAUCACUGCAGUUUGUGUCACCUUCUAAGUUAUUUGUGCGUGCUGUAGAUUGAUCCCACCAUUGUGGUCUGGUGUGUCUAAUCGUUUCACUUUAUACUCCUAUCUCCUUUAGAAACAUAGCAAAGGAUCUAUUUAUAUAUUUAUUUUGAAGGAAUGGGUUGGAAACUAUUAACCUCUGUGUAGCUAAAUUAUUGAAUAUCCAGUCAUGGAAUUUGUUGGUGCUAUAGAAAUAUAAUAAAAAUAAUAAUGGGGAGAUCAUGUCCAACCAAACCCUUAAAGCAGGGAUAGGCAACCUUUGGCACUCCAGAUGUGUACUACAUCUCCCAUAAUGCAUUACUUGAGGGAAGCUGUAGUCCACAACAUCUGGAGUGCUGAAAGUUACCUACCCCUGCCUUAAAGGAUGCUUGUCAUACUCCUUCAAUGAUUAAAAUCAUAUCUUUGGAAAGACAAGAGAAUUAGAACCUGGGAAAUGUUGAGAUAUGUCAUUUAAUGCCACUGCAACAAAAAAAAAGAGAAGAGGAAAAAUCUGGAAAAAUCACCUGACUGAAAAAUACUUUCCUCCUUGUGUUUUUCUCUCCUUGUCUGGCACUCACUUGGAAAGAAUGUUAUUUAGCUGGUUUCGGGGAAGGAUGUCAUACAGCUGUUGGGUGAAGAACUGGAAAAUAUGUUUGAUGUGAUGUAAAUUAUCGGUGUAUACAAACGUAGCAUCAUGUGAUGUUUCCAAAUCCAGUUUCUCAUCAAAUAUACUACAUUAAUAUUUGCAUUUACAGUAUUUAUAAUGUUUUACUCAUGCAAUGAGAAUGUCAGGCUCUAAUUACUUGAUACGUAUCUUCCACAGGGCUUGUCACUUCCCUUCAACAGCUUUUGAUACCCUCUGCACCACUGGAAAAAUGAGGAAUUCUUCUGUUGGCCUUGCAAUUCUUUUCCUAAUGGUGGUGAGAACAAGUCGUGGAACCUGUGGAGAGCCCCAGGAAUCUCAGGCCUCUGGGGUACAGCUAAAGGUAGGGUGCAAUAUAUGGAUAUUAUUAUAUUGUUAUAAAGUACAAAUAUAUGUUUAUUUUGAUUUAUUAUUAUUAUUAUUAUUAUUAUGGUAUUUAUAUAGCGCCAUCAAAUUCCGCAGCGCUUUACAAUGGGUGGACGAACAGACAUGUAGUUAUAACCAGACAAGUUGGACACACAGGAACAGAGGGGUUGAGGGCCCUGCUCAAUGAGCUUACAUGCUAGAGGGAGUGGGGUAAAAUUACACAAAAAGGUAAGGAUAGUAUUAGACUAGUGACAGUUGCAGAAGAGGAAUCAGUCUGGAGCUAUUAACAGUUAAAUUGAUACGCUUUUAUGAAGAAGUGGGUUUUUAACGAUUUUUUGAAGGAGUGGAAACUGGGUGAGCAUCUAAUGGAGGACAGGAAUGGUGCAGCCCUCGAGAAAUCUUGAAGGCGAGCAUCAGAGGUGGGAAUACGGACAGAAGAUAGACGUAAGUCUUCAGCAGAUCGUAAGGGCCUAGACGGGACAUACUUGUGUAUGAGGGAGGAUAGAUAGGUGGGAGCAGCAUUAUGUAGAGAUUAGAAAGCAAGAACCAGAAUUUUAAAUUUAGCUCUAUAUUUUUUAGAAAGCCAAUGUAGGGACUGACAGAAGGGUGAGGCAUGGCAGGUGCGGGCGGACCGGAAGAUGAGCCUCGCUGCCGCAUUCAUUAUGGACUGUAACAGCGCAAGUUGGGAGCAUGUAAGACCACUGAGAAUGGAUUACAGUAGUCGAGGCGAGAAAGGACAGUGGAAUGGACCAAAACCUUAGUCGCAUCUGGCGUUAAGUAGGGGCAGAUGCGCGCAAUGUUUUUGAGAUGGAAAUGACAGGAUUUGGCGAUAGAUUGAACAUGAGGCUUGAAGAGGAGGUCGGAGACAAAGAGAACACCUAGGCAGCGAGCCUGCGUGGUGGUGCUGAUGGUAGCAUUUAUUGAUGAUAAACAAGACAAGACAUAAAAGGAAAACAAGUAACCAGAUAAAGACUAAAUCACCAAAUGUGUGCAAACUUUAUCUCUGUGUACAUAUUAGUUAUACACUAAUUCCAUUGUACAUUAGCUGAAAAGUGCGUAAUAUUAUCUUGGUUAGCAAACUGUGUGAGCAAUGACAGGUGUGUAGAUCUGAAAGUGUAGGGUGAUGAAUAAAGAACUAUUCAAAAGAACUGAAAUUGUAGGCAAUUAUAAUAGGUAUGUAGCAUUAGACAAAGUCUGAUGAAACUCUUUAAGAAAUUCCAUAAGGAUGAUUCUCUCCAAAGUAAAACAAUAAGCAAUAGUUGGUGGUGGAGAUUGUAGUGUAAUGACCAAGAGCUAAUUACUUGUUAAUUGAGAAGUAGUUUCAACUUUGAACAGGAGAGUUGGAAUUUUUUAUUGAAUCCUAAAGUAUAUAGAAAGCUAGUGUAAAAAUUGGCAGUAUUGUGGGAUUAUGUAAAAUUGAUGGAUAAGGAAGAUAUGCCUGACAUCCAGCAUUGAUUAAAGGGGAAAGAUGGAAGUCAAUGAAAAGUAACUUUGGAGUAGCCAAGAAGGAACACAUUCAGUAUGAGUUGAAGAACUUUGGCUCUAUCUUAUGUUGCAAUGGGGCAAAUGCAAGAUAUGUAUUCUAAAGGUUGCCAGUCCCUGGUGAUCUUCUGUUCCGAAAUUACAACCUAAUGUCAUCCUGCACAUGAGAGGAAUUUUGGUUCUUGGUCAGAGUAAGACUGAUGAAAAUUUCAGAACCAAGACACUAGAUGUUUAAUAUUCCAGGAAGCCAAAGGAUGUGGAUCAUUAGUCUACGGGCAUGGUAAUGUUUCAAACCACUGCAGAUCAUUUUGGUACAAAUUAUUAUACAUAAUAGUAUAAUAGUGUAGAACGAAACUAAAUACGUUUGAUUUAGUUAUAUUCAUCGUUAAAUUCAUCUAUUAUAAAUUUAUUUUAAGGACUGCUUUCAUCAAUAGCUAUAGGUUAUGCAAGCUUUUGUAGCAUGUAGGGACUCCUAAUUAUAUCAGCCAUCAAUCACUUAAAGCCAACGUCAGAGGCAUCUUCUUGCACAAUGCAUAAUAGAUGUCAAUGAAAAUGAAAUACUCAUGCACAGGAUACUUCCAGUGACAUAACAGUCUUGUGGGAUUUUUCAUAAAGUCCUGUUUUUUAAUAUUGCAAAUGCAUUAGAACAUAGCAGUGACACGCGGAAGAUGAAAUUACUGGCAAGCGAGGCUGCAAACAGUUACAAGAAGAAGAUGGAGGUGUUAAAAGCACACAACCGGGUGCUGAAUAAAUAUUCAUUAUUUUAACUUCCAUUUCAAAUCUUUAAGUUCCUGAUUUUCGAUUACAAUAUCGGGUUCCUGAGUUCCUGGGAGUUCAAAUUGCUUAAAGCUUCAUCCAAUAUCUCUGUUUGAGAUGAUAUGCACUACAAGUCCCGAGCCUACUUCCAAUUGUCUCUAAAAAGUGUGAGUUUAUCCACUAUCUUCAUAAAACCAUAUACACCUUACACAGGUUACGCUAGGUAAAUCUGUUCUUUAUUUCAUCCAAUAUAGGAUAAAAAGAAAUCCUGUUUUAUUCGAUUACUAAAGAGAAGUACAUUGUAAGGAAUAUUUCUGUUAUACUUUGUAAGAAGAAUCUGUACAUGAGGUAUUUUUCCUUACAUUUCUGUGUGCGCUUAACACCCUUUUCAUUCCAUUAUACACAACUGUGUCUAUGCAGUAUUUUUUAUAGCAACACCAGUAAUCAUUUUCCUUACAUAAGGUAUGUCAGACUGUGCCACCCCAGGUGCUCUUACAGAAUAUUCUCAUAAUUAUCUUUUUAGCAAAGUGAGUGUUAUCCAACAUCAGUUAUGGAAGGGAACAUAGAUAGAUUUACGGAUUUCACAUUUGAUAGUGAGAGUGCUUGACGAGAGGUGCUUCCAGUGGAGUGACGAACAGCAGACUUUUUAUUUCUGUCUAUUUUGUGUAUUUGAUACAUUUGUUUUUUAAAGUGACACAAUAGGCACCCAGGUCUCCGUGAAGUGGUCUGGGUGCAGAGCCCCGUCAUUUUAACCCUGUAAUAUAAAAUAUUGUAGUAGAUGCAGCAAUGUUUUCAUUGCAGAGCUAAACAUACCUCUAGUGUCUUUUUGUCAUCCACUAGAAGCGCUGCCACUAUGAGAAUCAGGUUAGACUCAGUUCUCACACAUCAACUCCUCUGAGAGCAUUAGCAGGAGAGCAGAGCUUGCCGCACAUGUGCCUCACAUCCCCAAUGCUCCUCUAUGUUCCUUUAUUAUAUGUAAUAGUAUUGGACAUUCUGCUUAGUGUGUGGUUUUAUAGCCAUGUUUAUAUUUAAAGUGUCAUUGCAUAAAAGUAAAAGUGACAUAUAUUUCUAAAACAUUAUAACAUAUUAAAGUUAUGCAAACAAUGAAGUAAAACAUAUAAAAAGAUAAUUACAUUUAAUGUACUUGCACAUGCCAGCUGCAGCACCUGAAACAUUACAGUGAACCAUUACAAGUGUCUUUUAUUCAGUAUAUAGCAGCAAGCAUAAAAUAGAAAAUUUCCAACUAGCCAGUAGUUUUCCAAGAAUUGCAAUGGCUUAUCCUUGCUGCUAUACUCUAAAUAAAAGACAAUUGUUACAUUGAAGAAGUGCUAGACCACUAUAUCUUCACUGGAUUUUGGAUACUGGUGUGAAGAAACUCAACCACUGGUGUAGGUGCUCAUCCAUUUCAUUACUUUUGAAAACCCCUUUUCAGAUUUUGAUGUGCACAUCAGAAGUGGCAGUCUUAGAGUUGCAGGAUGUUUGCAAACUUCUAUAUUUAUUGCCAUGUGCACGGUGCCAGGGAACCUCCUUACACUUCCGACCCCAUAGCAACUUAAGCCAAGUGUUCAACUGUCAUCCUACCUCCAUGGGUUAACCCUUGUUUCUAAGGUUUAACCUUACAGUUGGGGGUUUUGUGCCUGGCACCUCUUCCACCAAGCUUCCUUCCUCUCUUUGCUGAAAUAUGAGGAAGGUUUAGCUGGAAGGUAAGUGAUAGACUGAGAGUGCCCAUUGAGAGAAAGAGUAUGUAACUACAAAAUGGUUUAACCCUUAAGACAGUAUCUGGGUAAGACAGCAUCUGGACAUUUCUGCACCCAUAACAAUGUAAAAGGACUUACGUUGUUAUGGGAGUGGAAGCAAUAUACUGCCUAAUGCGUGGUGUUGGUCAAACCAUGUGAAUGAGUGUUUCUCAUGAUCUUAUGUCUGGAUAUGGUAUUAUCCUAUGCCUCAAUAUGUAGACCAACUCUUGCAUUCCCUCCACUCAUUUUGUGUCCUGUGUCUUUUAUAUGAAUGAAUCUGGUAUGAUGGCUGGAAUGCUCUGAAUGCAAUCACAAUGGCAUCGUUCCCUGAUGCAAUAUGGCAAGCUCAUCCUUCAGGUCCUCAUAAAAUUGUACCAGCUGUUCAGUGUCAAAUAGCAUCUAUCUCUAAACUGCGCCUCAGACUUGUCAGAAAGAGGUCCUCUGGUCUACAUGCCCUUCCCUUGCACCUCCUAUGUUUCAUGGGUAUAAGUGGCUGAUAUUCAGAUUGAGCAUCCAGAGGCAGUACAGGAGUGUGUGGUUCAAUUUCCUAUGGUCUGCAUCAGCUACCAUAGCCCUCUGCCCCUUGGUAACCGUGAAGCAUCAUGAAUAGAUUUGAUGUGGAAGGACUCAGUGUUUGAUAUAUUGUGCCAAACAUGAGGUGUGCCAGAGAGAUUAUGGAGAUAAAUGUAAGUAUGGAUUAUUUGUUAUAAUGUAUUCAAGUGAUGUAUAUGUAUGUAUGUAUGUAUGUGUUGUGGGUGAUAUACAGUGUUUUUGUAGGCAAAUAUUUUGGGCAGCAACAGUUGUUUUCUUCCACCAUUGGAAAUGUUAAGAUAUCUUUGCUGGGCUUUACUAAGUCUUAAGGUGUUGGUAUGUUUUAAAGAAUGGAAAAUCUGACACAGGUGGAGUGACCUAGGGUGAGGUCUAUAAAGACAUCUAGUAAUCUAUAGAGUGGUUAACACAGAACAUUGGUCAGUGUUCACUGUAAUGCUGUAAUGUUAUGGUGUAGGUGAAGUGUGUUGAAAUUAGAACUAUAGAACUAUUGGACUUGUAUUGAAUGUUAUGAGGCAGGAGUAAUAUUGGAUGGAUAAAGAUGUAAUAUUUUCAUUGUACUGAUACACAUUAAUAAGAAGUUAUGAUUGAUUUUCACCAGUCUUAUCUACACAAGGUGGCUUGCAGUAAGCAAAAUAGGGACAUUAGAAUAGAAAAGAGGGUCAAAUGGAUUUGUGCCUCUUAUAUAGAGACACCCCAGUCAAUAACAAGGAAUGCUCAGUACCAAAUAUUGUCAACUGACAACCAUGCAAUACCCACUUUUUAAAUUGAGGGGUCUAAGGAGUCCCAAUCAACCAAUUUCUGAACGAUUUUGGGGUCUUUUUCAGUGAAUUUUGGUCCCAUUUUGAAUUUAUUUAAAUGUACUUCAAUUUGGGUCUUAUUAGCAUGUGGUAUUAUAAGUUAUGGAAAAUAGUAAAUUACACGUUCACCCUUUGAUAUUUUGCCUUACAAUUACUCCAAAUGUCUUCUAUAAAUUACACAUUAAAAAUGUUGCUUAAUGAAUAACCCUGUUAGCGCAUUAAAUCAAAUGACACCACAAAUGUGAGGUGUAUGUAAACAUGUCAACCUUUUUGUUUAUUUUCUCAUUUACAAAAAAAAAGCUGGAAUUAUUUUAUGUAAAAUACACAUUUGCUAAUUUUCUUUCUUAAAGUUCUUUUUUUCAAUAGAAAACCUGUAACUGUAUCAGAUGAGUGUACUCAGGACUGACUCACACAUUCCUGGUAACUAGGAAGAAUAUUAAAUUUUGUAUGUCACCCAUACACAUCCCACUAGCAUGUGUCAUAUUAACAUAUAAAAAUGAAAAAGCAUAUGUAAAUGACAAUUUUUCUUGAAGCUGCCAAUUUUUUUUAUGCUUCAAUAUAAAUUAAUCUCUCAUUACCUCUCACUUUUCCCAGUUCAUGUUCCUGUAAGUAAGACACCCUUUCCCUCCCUUUUUCACUAGUGUCUAUCCUAUGCUUUAUAUUAAAAAUGUUACAAUAGAACAACUAGAAAAAUGGAAAAUUGCAUAAAAAGGAUGUAAAAUACACCUUAAAAUGUACCUUUCCAAGCUGCAGAAGCCUGUGGUGACCCUCCCCAUUUUUUGCUCAGUAGUGUCAUAGACCUGUUCUUUGUGCAAUUUUGGGCACCUGUUCUAAAGAAGGAUAUUAUGGCACUAGAAAAAGUGCAGAGGUGGGCUACAAAAUUAAUAAAAGGAAGGAACAUAUCGGUUAUGAAGAAAGGUUAACAAAUUUAAACCUAUUUAGUUUACAAAUAUAUUCGGGGCCAAUACAAACCAUUGUGUGGAAAUCUAUUCACAAACCGGACUUUACAUAGGACACGAGGCCAUGCGUUUAGACUGGAAGAAAGAAGAUUUCGUCUAAGGCAAAGGAAAGGUUUUUUUACUGUAAGAACAAUCAGGAUGUGGAAUUCUCUGCUUGAAGAAGUGGUUUUACCAGAGUCCAUACAGAUGUUCAAGCGGCUACUAGAUGCAUACUUGCAAGAACAGAAUAUUCAAGGAUAUAAUCUUUCAAUGUAGGGUAAUAACUGCUUGAUCCAAAGAUAAAUCUGCCAUUCUGGGGUCAAGAAGGAAUUUUUUUCCUAGCUUGUUGCAAAAUUGUGCUUCAAACUGUUUUUUUUUUUUGCCUUCUUUUGGAUCAACAGCAAAAAACAAAUGUGAGGUAGGCUAAACUUGAUGGACGCAAGUCUCUUUUCAGCUAUGUAACUAUGUAACCUCGAAUGUGCAGUACCGUCUUCAUAUCUUGUCUCUGUUAAUAUUUUGUAGUUUAACUACUUGUUGUCAAAUUCCCUGUCUAUAAUUGUACAGUGCUACACAUUAUGUUGGCGCUAUUGAAAUACUACGACUAAUAGCCACUUUAUUUUUGUGCUGGACUUUGUCAAAUGAAAUGCUUCCCCAGAUUAGCCCUGAGUAUACAUCUAUCUCCCAACUGACCAAUCUAUCAUAGAUAAGCUUAGUGGUGGCAACAAUGCAAGCCCCACAGUGUAUGCAUAAUUUAACAGUAUAAGUAGAAGUGUGGUAUCAGAUUUAGGUUACCAGCAAACAGUAUAAAUAGGAAAUUGGUUAAAUUAAAAAAUGUUAGAUCAUAUAACCAAAACCUUGCCCUUAUUAUUUGUGUAGGCCACAUGCGUUAGGCCACAUGUGCGGCUAUAAACCACUCAAACCGACUACAUUUUUUCUCUUGACUGUGUAGAGGAAAGGAAAUUACUAUCAGAAGGAUGGAUGGGUAAUAAUGUGGGUAUCCCCUGGAUGUUGGGAAAAAGUUACAUCCCCAGGAUGUACUUGGAAACCAGAGUUAUCUGAAUGUACCUUUCCUGGUUAAAUACUUUGUUAUUAUUAUUAUUAUUACUGGUGUGUUUAUAAAUAAGAAAGGUGGUAUAGGUGAGUGUGGGGGUUGGUGCUAGUAUGUAGAUUUGCAAGUAUAUAUAUAAAAUAGACUUCUGCAUUUGUUUUUGGAGUGAUGCACAUUCGACCGAAUUUCAUGCAAUUCAUUGGCCUAUAUCAGUAAAAGUGAUAUGAUUGGCAAGAUAACACUCAGUGAGAGGGUAAAAAUAAAAUUGCUUUAUCCGUAUUUCGUCAGCAAAGAAUGUGCAAAAAAUAAAUUAAAAAAUAACUGAAAAACCAUGAACGUAAUUCAGUUUGAACAAAUAUUUUUUUUAUGAAUCAAAAUUUCCGUCCAUGUAAGAGUCUUAUAUGCAUAUGUGUAUGUAUAUAUAUAUGUAUAUAUAUAGAGAGAAUAAACAAAAAAAGAAACAAAUGCCAUUCUACCUGUGUAUGAUUUACUGAGAAGAUUGUAGAUUAAAAAGUAACUUUUAAUAAAUAAAUCUAAAAUAAGAAUAUAAAAAAGAAAAAUAAUAUGAACAGCAGGAGUAAAUGGGCUCUGGACACUUACUGACACAUUAUUGGUGUCGGCAUCUAACUCUCUGCUUAUUUAUUGCUAAAUUACCGACAUCAAGUUCAUUUAUGUCCAGCAUUUCAGGAGUGCAUAUUGGAGACUCUUAACACUAAUUUUGUGUACUCUGUACAUACUUUAUUUCUCUUUCUUUUUCCUUUAUUAUGUUUAUGGGGGGAGAUUGAUAAGACCAGGCAUUUUAUUAAGGGGUGCCCUCGAAGGCACAAGACUCAGGAAUCUUUAUUCUAUACGCCUUCCUCUGUCACUGUCUGUAUAUUUUCUACUACCUAGGCAACCUGUUCAAAACUGUUUGUAAGCCCUCUCUUUAUACUUUGACCUAUUAUUUAGAUGCAGCUAGCAUUUAGGCAAUUUGUGUGAUUUUUAACCAGUUAACUGCUGCCUGUCAGCAGUCCUUCACAGGUGAGCUGCUACUUUGUGCUCCACUGUGGUCAAGCAUAAGUUAACAUCAUUCAGUGCAGGCAGCUGUUGUUACACUAGAAUAUACUGCUAGGUAUCUUGCAGAAAAAACGGAGCCAGGUCAGCAACCCCUUAUUUUAUACUUUACUGCUUGACAGCAAUCUUUAAUUUAUUAUCAAAAUGCUGCUAUGAUCUAGGCAGCUUUUGUGAUAUUUAACUGGCUAAUCGCCGUCUGUCAGAAAUCUGUCUUAGCUGAACCAUUAUCUUUGAUCUUUCUGAGGUUAAGCACCAUAGAACAUUAUCAAUUAUUGUAUGUGGAGUUAACCCAUGUUGUUAGUUGUACUAUCAUGUAGGGAUUUACUUAUCCAUAUCGUUUAACUAUUGACAGCACUGGUUUAGCAGUUGUCUUAUCUCCCCCCCCUUUUGCUACAGCUAUUAGUGAUAUAUAAUAUAGUAUCACUUCUAUUACUUGGGAAUACACUGUUAUAUUGUAGCUAAACAGUAUUGCUUCAGCAUUAGUGUUAUUAUGUAUACACUUUUACAGCUUAUAUAAGUAGUCACAGAGUUUUACUCGCUGUAUAGUCUCCAUUUACUCCUGCUGUUCAUAUUAUUAUUUUUCUUUUUUAUAUUCUUAUUUUAGAUUUAUUUAUUAAAAGUUACUUUUUAAUCUACAAUCUUCUCAGUAAAUCAUACACAGGUAGAAUGGCAUUUGUUUCUUUUUUUGUUCAUUCUCUAUGACAUUCACCAUUUAGGGGUUACCCCCCUUUUUUGUGCCCUCUACCUUGUGAUAUCUAAAUUUUGGCCCUAGGUUAAUUCUUUUUGUUUUUCUCGUAUUAUAUAUAUAUAUAUAUAUAUAUAUAUAUAUAUAUAUACACACACACAUAUAUACAUAUACACACACACACACAUAAGGUAAGUAAGAAACAAGCUUUCCUUCACAGCAAUUUCUUUGUACAACACAGCGUGAGUUAAAUUAAUUUCCAUUUUUUACUUUGUAUAUCUAUUUAGCUAGUGGUUUGCACAUAAAUCUCAUGUUUCAGUUCUGCUAUAAACUCAUAAGAUUAGAUAUUAGAAUGCUGUUAGAAUUCUAGCCCAGGUAUAAAAGUAUUUGAGAGAGUAAGCUAACAUGGUACCCGAUAACUACGUGCCAAACUGGCUUUCAAAAUGAUCUUUUUUUAAAGAAAUAACCACAUAGAAAACAGUGCAAUUACAUUAGGUAUUGCAAUGAGAAAUGAUGAAAUAUUUUAUAUUCCAGGUUAUGUACCUUUUCUCGCCAAAGCACAUGUAACACUUCCUUAGAUACACAUUACAGGAUUGCAGAAGCUAAUUUACCAUCUACAGAUGCACUGCGUUAAUCACCUCGGGGAUGAUGCUGUGGGCACAGCAGAGCUCGUAGUUUAAAUUAUUCACCGUUACUAAUUACCUUUUUUUUUCUAAAAUAAUUUUCAGUUUACAUUUUUGAAUUUAAAAACUUAAUGUGCACUUUAUUGACAACAUCAUUUAUUUAGAUAUUUAUUUGUUUUGCUGUAUUUGUAUAGAGUUGUGUAGGUUUGUAGUAUAAAGUAAUUGAGAUGGUACUGUGAAUUUAAAAAACAACAAAAAUGUUAAUUUCUCCUUGAGUAUAUCCACUGUAAUAAGUAACUAAAUAGAAUAUAUAAUUAUGUAGUGAUAGAUUGUACUUUGAGAAUGCCUAAGUGAAACCAGUUUGUUAUGAUUUUAACUGUACAUCUUAACUGAUGUAGAAUUCAUAAGUUCACCCUUUCUAAAUCGUAUAAAUGUGCAGCAAAUUUUUUUUUUAAAGGACACAAUAAGCCUUUUAACUGCUUUAUCUCAAUACAAUUUUGUUUGGAGUCCCCUGGUGCCAUGCUUCCAUUCAACUACUUUUAAUGCUUUAAUGCUCAACUACAGUUUCUAGCAGAACACCCCCUCUAUUCUACACGGGCUAAUGACGAAGCGUUAGCCUGAGCAACAAUAAAUGGUUGCCAUUGGCUGAGAGUGUCAACUGACCACUUUAAGCCUAUCACACAACCCAUUGCUGGUAUGGAUUGGUAUGGCUAGCAGGAAGUGCGUAAUCUCUGUGUUAGUCAUAUCUCCAGUAGAGGCAGAACUAUUGAUAGAGAAGAACCCUUAUUUAUGUUUAACUGAAAGUAGGAAAAGCACCAAAGGACUCCAGGUACUAAUUCAAUGAGACUAAAAAGGUUAUGGUGGCUACAGUGUCCCUUUAAAUAAUUUAAGUAUAACUUCCCCACUUACAAUUUCAAUUCUUGUGUUGCUUAUCCAGAAAUUAUUAUUAUUAUUAUUAUAUUUAUAGAGCGCCGUCAAAUUCCGCAGCGCUUUACAAUGGGUGGACGAACAGACAUGUAGUUGUAACCAGACAAGUUGGACACACAGGAACAGAGGGGUUGAGGGCCCUGCUCAAUGAGCUUACAUGCUAGAGGGAGUGGGGUAAAAUGACACAAAAAGGUAAGGAUAGUAUUAGACUAGUGACAGUUGCAGAAGAGGAAUCAGUCAGGAGCUAUUAACGGUUAAAUUGAUACGCUUUAAAUAGUUCUUCUUCUCUUUCAAGCCUUUUUUUUUUCUCAACCUCAUGAAUAUAUGGGCUCAACAUUGUUUUACAUUCCUAAGAAAGUCAGUAAUAUUGAGCAUAUAAAGUUCCAUUUAUUUUUCCCUUUACUCCAACACUUGUUUUCACCCAGCAGAAAAAAAUAUUCUCUAACACCACAACAUUCUGCACCUUUACAAGAUAUACAGUAAAUUACAGCCUCCUCUCAUCUAACACACUUUACAGAAACCUUUGUAAGUGAAACUAGCGGCAUUCGAGUGGCUAGGAAAGGUAACUCCAUAGCAGAAAAUGUAACCCUUAUUUAAAAAAAAAAAAAAACAGCAAAUGUAGCAUAUAAGAUACAUAAUGUUGGAGCAUGUAUAGAACAGUGGUGCCAAAAAGGUAAAUCACCAGAUGUUUUAAAAACUACAUCUUCAGUGAUGCUUUCUCAUUCUAAGGUAUUCUAAAGGUAUGCAAAGCUUUUUGGGAGUUGUGGUUGUACAACAUCUGGGGAUCUACCUAUUGGGCAUCCCUGUAUUAGAGGAAAAUAAUUCCAUCUUGGGGUUCUGGAGAUAAUCAGCCUUGUAGUUUGUUAGGAUGUCUGUUAGGAUGUUCCUUAAUAUGGGUUUCAGAUAUAUAUAUAUUUCAAAUAACACAAACAGGAAAACUUGCAUUAGUAAACAGGCACUUCUCCUGUAUAGCUCCUUUUAAUGUUCACCUGCUCCAAUUCAGUAUUGAUGUUCCGCUCCAACUGGAAUAAUUAGGUCACUGUAAUACUUAACCCCUUAAGGAACAAACUUCUGGAAUAAAAGGGAAUCAUGACAUGUCAGACAUGUCAUGUGUCCUUAAGGGGUUAAAAUAGUAAUAUAACAACCUACAGUAAAAGAAGUAAAAGAAUAAGUGCACUAUAUCAGCAUUAUCUAAGCAUUCUGUGCGAUAUGCGCACUUUAUCAAGAUCGAACUUGUUUUACUUUGGGUAUAUAUAUGUUACUAACAAAUGGUUCUUUCUGCCAAAACUAAGGUAUCAAUAGUGCAGACAACGUAGAUGAAAAGACCUGGAUCCUUUGCUAAAUAAUAUGCAAUGUUUUGUUCUAUUUCCCUAGAGUCAGAGCUAUUAAACUUUCAUAAAUAGGCAUAACUCUUCAUUUCACUAUCCUAUUGCAUGAGCAUUUUAUCUGUCCCGUCACUUGAAUAUAAUUUCACAGAUGUUUUUUCUCUUUCUUUUAAAAUAGAGUUGCCAUUUACCAUGGUCUUCAAUUUCUCGAUAAAUCAUAUUUUAAAUUGUGCCAUUGAAAUUAUUCAUUUUUUUAGCGCUUUAGAAAUAGUAGAUAACACAUUUGCUUGCUAUUUUUUCUAGAAUAUGUUUAAAGAAAAGUGCUUUGAGAAUGAGAUUAUAUGAAAUGUAAAUCAAUAUGUACAUUUAGGUUGGAUUUAAUCUGUGCUAUUCAUUUCUAUUGGUUUUAUUUUAGACCUUCCGAUUAAUUUUGCUAGCAAUGGGACAAUGUGAGUGAAUGGUUGUAUGGCCUCAAAAGUAAAAUAUAGCUAUAGUGUAUAAUGGCAGUCGCAACAGUGCAAUGAUCAAAUGCCACAGGUUCAGGCAUUGUAGAGAUGUUCAUACCAGACCCCUAAGAAUCAGUAGUUAAAAAGGAAAUCAUAUAUUUUUAUAUUAAGCUGGAGGUUGCUGUACUAGAAACCUCCAGCUUAAUAUAAAAAUAUAUGAUUUCCUUUUUAACUACUGAUUCUUAUGGUCAUCAUGGGGUGAUAGGGAACUGGCGAAUGUGAUAGGACUUUAGAUUAACCACAGAAGUCUUCAUUGCAGUAAAAAUUAAGGAUGCCAUAUAAUGCCAUAAUGUCUCAGCAACCUCAGUCUAAUCCCUAUUAAUGAUGUUAGCAUUUUUAAUGUAUUACUUUAUGUGAAUGAUAUAUUAAAAGGGAAUACCCCCUCAAAGAAACAAUAUAGACAGUCUCAGAGUAUUGAUAAGCAUACUAUUUAUAAAAUGAUAAAUCUCGCAUCAAUACACGCAUGCUAUGUGUAAAGUGAGUGCCUGUGGUCUUGGACUUUCUCAGAAGUAAUUUUACCAUUCCCAACUUUUUUUAGAGCAGCAAACAAUGAGUGAGUGAUUGGGUGCGGGAACACCUCAACAUCUGUUCUGGAAAUAGCUUUGUUUAAUUAAUUUAUUUACAUAGACAAACAAUCACAGUAAUUUUCACUGAUCAGCCACACCAUUAAAACCAAUGACAGGUGAAGUGAAUAAUAUUGAUUAUAUCAUUACAAUAACAGCCGUCAUGGGGUGUAAUAUAUUCAGCAGCAAGUGAACAGGUCUUAAAUGGCAAGUGUUGGAAGCAGGAAUAAUGGGCAAGCGUAAAGAUCUGAGUGCACUUGUCAAAGUCAUUCAGAUCUUUCUGCUAGCCUAUUUUUAAUGCUUCCAACAUUUGAAAUUCAAGAACUGACUGUUCGCUUGCUGCCUAAUUGUUAUUUCAUACAUUUGGGAAAAAAUAUCCAAAGCACUCGGUACAAGUGGUCAUAGAUGACGUAUCUGAUGUUAUAAUUCCUUUCAAAACGAGAAGACGUAACAUCUAGCGGGAAACUGAGAAACUAUAUCAAUCAACUUUUUCCUCUUUUGUUUGUUGGUUUUUUUACGGACUUAUUUUCUCUGUAAAAUCUCUACUUUCUGAGGUUGAAGUCUAUAGGUGCUUAAAGAAACACUCCACUACAAAAAUGGAAGGGGUGGAAAAAUGAGUACUCUGCAGAUAUACCUUCACUGAAAACAUGCAGAAUUUUUGCUGCUUGUUGGCAUUUGGGGCAUAUCUAAAAAGACCUCACAAAAGUUCAAAUGGCUUCAGCCUUUGCAAGCCCUCCCCACCUGAAAGUCUCCUGUAGGAAAAAUAACAAAUCAGAGGCUUCUCAUUGAAAAUCCUCGGAAUCUUUCCUGCUGUGCGCAUGCAUUGCAAUAGUGUUCAGGAAAAACGCUGGUCUGAUGUGAAGUCUCUGAGAAAGAAUGAGGAGAAAGCCAACAUGCUCAACCUCUGUUAUCUUAGAGGGAGCUAACAAUAGUAUAAACAAAAAUCUCCCUGGCUGUCAGAAUGGAACCAAGGAGAAGUUUUCUAAUUUAACUGUAAAAGUCCCAAUUUAUCAUGGAAAUCAGCACAUUUAUAAACCGGAAUUAAAAUAGGAUACUCCUCACACAUAAAGCACUUCAGAAGCUGAACUGUAUGGAUGUGGAGUUUCCCUUUAAGAUCUCUUAAUACUAUCAUAGUUAUAUAGGUAUAAGUUACUCAGUGUUAGCAUUUGAACUGAUUCAUUACAAUUCUGCAUUCUGUGGUUUUUUUUGGUUUUUUUUCCUGCUGUGUCUUCAGUAAAUGAGUCUUUUAUAUCAUAAACACACAACACUACAGAUUCCUAUUAUAGAUGCCCUAUAGGUUUUAGGACACGGCCAUUGCCUUCCUCGUGGUGUUUAGAGCAGUGUACUGUCAGUCAGUAAGUGGAUUUAUGAAAAAUCUUCUGUUUUAAUCAUUGCUGAAUAGUUAUUUUCUUUAACUAUAGCAUCAGAGUACACAUAUAUAAUACAGAGAACGUUAACGUUUGUGGUUUUUAUGAACAGGUGAAAACAAUGUAUUUUUAGCCAUUUUUUCUUCCAGCUGCCUUUCUCACAGCAUUAUCUGAUACAAGAGGGAGGAGACUCCUAUGGGGAGCUGUCAUGAUUAGAAACAAAUAUCUCAUUAUGUUUGACAGAUUUCUCUGCAUCCUGAAAACAGGUGGAAAUUCCCCAUCUACCAGCAACAUGCAGAGGUUUCUAUUAAUUCAUUCUCCCUAGUACUACUAGAUCUUUUGGGUUGACUUUGUCAAUGAAGAUUUAGGAAGCGGGUAGGCGACUAUCUUCAAUCCUGGAGAUAUGCCCUGCGCAGCUGCAACUUCAAAAGCAUGGCUUUGAUGCUGGUGGUCUCUGCCUGUCCUAAACCUUGAUGUUGGUGAUUUAGUCAGUGCAAUGGAUGUUAAGGAUUGUGCGGAGAUGGUGAAAGCACUCAAGGAGUCGCAGGUGAUGGUAAUAGGUAACUCACGACUCAAAAUUGUACAGGAGAGUGGUCAGUAAGACAGCUCUGUACAUACUGAUAUUUAUGCAUCUCUAUAGAGGUUUGUUUUUUCAGACUCUCUUAUACAGUCUGCCGAAUACUCUGUUUGAUUUGGACAGUCUGCAUCUAUCUCUUUGUCGAUCUUGGCAUCUGAAGAGGUGAUGCACUAAAGGUAGCUGAACUGCAGGGGUGGUGGUAAACCUCAUAAGGGUCAGGCUGGUAGAGGACUUCUGUCUUCUUCAGACUGACUUCUGAUCCAAAGUGCUCAGCAGCCUCUGCGAAACUGGACUUUAUUUGCUGCAGGGCUGUCACUAUGUGUGAUACAACUAAAUCUAUAGUUCAAUAAAAGAGAUCUACAUCACAUAAAUCCUGUAGAAAGUAUUCCAUUGCUUGUAGAUGCACAACUCCUAUGAUCAUUGCCAUUAUUUAUCUAUCCGUGAUACUUAAUUUCCCCAUUUAGAAACAUAGAAUGUGAUGGCAGAUAAGAACCAUUCGGCCCAUCUAUUCAGCCCAAUUUUAGAAAUACUUUUAAUUAGUCCUUGGCAUUAUCUUAAGUCUAGGAUAGCCUUAUGCCUAUCCCACGGGUGCUUAAAUUCCCUCUCUGUGUUAACCUCUACCACUUCAGCUGGAAGGGCUCUUUACCUGGCCUGGCAGAUACAGCCUAUCUUAGAGCCCUGAUUCUUGCCACUCAGUGGCACUAGAACACCUAUGAUUAAGCCAGAGAAAGACCCGAGGGCCAAAGCCAACUGCCUGUAACUCUGGCUUGGAUCGGAAGUGAGCCAUGGUCCAACAAACCUUCAACCAAGUGGUGUUCGGACACAGUAUGUGCCAUCAGGGCACUUUUUGGAUUGAAGGUACCCGAGGGGGUGAGCUAUCCUCAGGUACCUAAUAUGUAUCCAUGCUUCAGGAAGGGUGGGGGGUUGGGGGUCUUGGCUCCUAGCGCCCUGUCUAAAGAGGACUCAGACUCAGGACUUGCAUGUUAUCAGCGCUGGGAAGAGAACUUAUUCAUCACUCCCUGGAGGGUGAAUAUACAUUCUGUGCUGUGUAAUUAUAUAAUUAAUUAUCUUGAAAUCUGGAAUUUGAUCAAAUAAACCUGUACAGGGACAUGCAGGUAGCCCUAAAGCAUUAGGGAACUAAAGUGUAAUUUUAAUGUUUCAGUAAUGCCCUAAAAAUAAAAGGCUUAUACAUAAAAGAAACAGUGAUAGAAAUAUGUGUGUGUAAAGGUUCUGAGAUUUUCCUGUUAUACUUUCACUGGUGGAAAUAGCUCUCCCCAAAUAUAGCAGAGAAAGUACAUAUGGAGAUAUUCUAGAAUUGAAUGGUAAAUAAUCCCAGGUGAGCAAUUUGCAAUUCAAGCAAUAUUGAAUCAAAGUGGUGUGAGAAUCAACUUAUGGCAGACCAUAUCUCCAGUAAAACACAGAUUUCACAGAGCAAUAUAGGCUAAAAUGUGUUUAAUAACUUUGUACAUACAUUUGAACUUUUCUUUAUGGAAUUUUUAUAUUAAAAUCAAUUACACAGUUAAUUAAAAGAACAUACGUAAUGUCGUAAUGUUUUUUUAUUGUAUGUCUUGCUUAAAACAUGAUGGAGCACACUGGCUUAGUUUAAGAAAUGCUAAAUGCAUUACUCUGUAUUUUUUUCUCCAAAAAUUUCCAUGAACUUGAAUUUGAUGCAUUAGAAUCCACAUCAUGUAAGUCUAGUCUUCCCUAAUUAUUGCCGUAGAUUCUAACUUCUUACUAGAAUUAGCGCAAUCUGAAAUGAUUGGUUAUCAUAGAAAACACUUGAUAGAUCUAACCAAACUGUAAUGAGAGGACCUAGCCCCACUACAUCCACAUACAUAACCUUGGUGAACAGAUGUAAUGUAAAAAAAACACACUUUGAUCUGUAGUAGGGGAAAUGAGCAAGAAUCGUAAAAUGCAUACUUUUAAAAGAAAAAUAACUUUUUUUAUAGUACAUAUUUCACAGUUUCAUUUAUAUUUCAAAUAAAAUUUAUGUAGUAAAAUAACAUUUUGUUUUCAUUAUGUGUAGCAGAAGAGUUCCGAUAUCUACAAAAUUCCAGCUUCUCUCUUGAAGAGGUAUUACAAUGAAGAUUCCUAUGAUGGCUUUGUUGGGCUCAUGGGCAGAAGGAAUUCUGGUAUGAGAGUUGUAAAAAAAAAAAAAAAAGUUUGUGUGUUUGGUAAAAUGGAACAAUAUAACAAAAUUUUCUUUUUCUUAGCUAUUCUGUUUAAUUUCCUGAUUCAAAAUGUACUGUUUUGUUCAUUGCUCCAUUUUCUUUGUUUCAUAUAACUCCUUUUCAUCUUUUGUAAUAAUAUAUAUGUAUAUGAUGCAAAGGAGACCCAUAUGUGUUUAUUAUACAUGCAUUCACCCUUUGGAGGUCUAUACGAUACACCAAGCUCAACACAGUAUACGCAUGUUUACACUUGGAAUGUGUAGCACAAUGCACGAUCCCUUUGAUAUCAGUAUUUGCUUUUGAAAUAUUAAUCUUUUCCAUGAGAUCUAUUGGUGAGGUAAAUUCAGGAAGAAUGUAAUAUCCAUUAUAAUGGAAUCGAAUAAAUCCACUUAAAUCAGUGUGGAUGAGACAGGAGACGGUUAAAAUAAUAAUUUUAAAGAAACAGUCCAAGCACCAUAACCUUAGUAGGACAUUGAAAUGGUUCUACUGCCAGGAGUUUCUUGGUGCCCCCCUUAUACUACUGAAGUCAAACCACUUUAAAAGUCUUACCUCUGUUCCAAGGGGCACUGUUAUAUGCCUCCACUACUUUCGACAGAGAGCCAGAAGUAGCUGCCUGUAUGAGCUAAGCUCGACAGUGGCCGAUUCAGCUUAGGAGGGCUAGUGGAAGUUCCUUAGCAAGAGCUUCCAGUAUACUGUCAUUCAUUUUCAAGAAAGCUUUUCCUCAGCCCUAUUAAUACAUAGCUACAUAGCUGAAAUGAGACUUGCGCCCAUCAAGUUCAACCUUUUCACAUGUUUUAGCUGUUGAUCCAAAAGAAGGCAAAAAACCCAGACUGAAAGCACUUCCAAUUUUGCAAAAAACUAGGAAAAAAUUCCUUCUUGACUUCAAAUGGCAGUCAGAUAUCUCCUUGGAUCAAGAAGCUAUUACCCCACUAAUUAGAAAUUAUAUCCCUGUAUGUUAUUACAUUUUAUACACUCCUGUUAGUCAGUGAUCCUGUUAACAGAAGUAGACUGCAUUAAAGCAGCACUAUCAACCCGAACAAUUUGUAUUUCAUAAAGAAAAUAGUAAUUUUGACGGUGUUGGAAUUUCACUGAAAUUUCAACCCCGUCAAGAGAUAAAGAGACAACUUAGGGGCUACUUUGUCUCGUUAUUUGUCCUCAGUCUGACUUUCUUAGACUCAGGGUAGAGCUACAGAGUCAAUCUCGACAGCUGUCACCAGUGAUGGCUGCAGAGAAUUGGCUCUGUCUAUGGAGGAUCCCCGCAGUCUCCCAGAAUCAUUCAUAGACCUCAAUGCUGUACUCUUGCAAAGUCCCCAGACAGUGACAGUGCCACUUUAACUUAAGAAGGUUAAGUUGGCCUCCUCCUGUCUCCAAUUCCAUGUAGUCUCCAUGCCCUAAUGAUUUUAGACUGCUAAAAGGCAAAUUGUGAUGCAGCAAAAUAUUAGUAACUUGUUCUUAAUUGUUUGUACAAUCAGUAACUAUGUAUUUAAUAUAAAUCAUAUAUUUUGUGCAAUUCUGGAUUGGUUUUCUUUUAUUAAAUCCCCUUGUAAGAUUUAUAAGCACAAAGAGCCUUUGCAAUAAUUCCCAUGACCAAUAAUUUACAUUUGCUAUUAAUAUAUUGUAUUAUUGUUUAUUUAUAAGGUACUGAAGGGAUAGUGGUAAAGUGCAAUGGGGCAUACGAAAGGAAAACAAGUAACAUUUAUACAUAAUAGAUAGUGUUGUGCAAUGAACACACACAGGCAGAAAGAUAGCAGUCAGAUGUAAGCCAUGGGCUAACUGCAGGCACAGCAGGUGAGCCAGCACUAAAGCUUUUUGAAGACAGAACAUGUUGCUUAAAUACUUAGUAAUCAUAAUGCUAUAUGCCACCAAUUUAAAUCCUUAUUUACAAUUGAUAUCCUGAAGUUUUGUUGUUGUUUUUUUUUUUUUUUUUACUCACUUAUAGAUUCUAAGGAAUAUGCAUCUGAACCUUUUAAGCGUAAGUAAUUGUGUUUAUUCAUUCCCGAUUUAUCAUUCUACUCUAAUUUUAAAGGCACAACCAAGUAUAUAUUUAGACAAAAACAAUUACAUUACCUUAAAUAAUAAUACAAAAAUGUUUAACAGCGGAAUAUAGUUAGUGAAUACAAAAAAAUGUAUACUGAUUUAUGCUCUUAAAUUUCAAGAGAAACAUCAACAAAAAUAAUUUAGGGUUUUGAAUGUUUCAGAUUUGCAAAGGGGUCAAAAGGGGACAUCAAACAUUUCUAAUGUCAUGCCAUAUAUACUCUGUCAUGCCAUAUAUUAAAGGGAACCUGUAGCCUCUUACCUUGACAUCCGCUCCCCUGCCGUGAUCACUGAUUUGCCCUGCUUGGGGACACCUACCCAAGCAGGGCAGACCUCCUUAGUGACUACGUUACUCUGGCUUCUGAACGGAGUGACUCCUUUAUGUUCUGGAUCAUAGUCCUGCUGGAAGAUUCAGCCAUGGACAAUUUUAAGCUUUCUGGCAGAGGCAGUCAGGUGUUCAUUUAAUAUCUGUUGAUAUGUGAUAGAGUCCAUGCAUCCUAACAAAAUGUCCAGGUCCACUGGCAGAAAAAACCCCACAGGUUUAUCUAACAUAAAAAAAGUAUUACAAUGGAUAGAUCUUCCAGCAGAACAAUGAACCAAAACACAUAUCAAAAUCAACACAAAAAUGGUUUGCAGACCACAAUAUCAAGGUCCUGCCAUAGCCAUCACAGUGCCCUGACUUGAACCCCAUAGGAAAUCUGUGGGGUAAAGUGACGAGGAGAAUUCACCUGAAUCUGGAGAGAUUCUGUAUGGAGGAAUGCUCUCAGAUACUUUGCCAUGUAUUCUCCAGAAGACUCAGAGCCGUUAUCUUAGCAAAGGAAGGCAGCACAAAGAAUUGACUUAAAUAGUGCCAAUAAUUGUGCCACACAUAUUUAACAAAUAUAUAUAUAUAUAUAUAUAUAUAUAUUGAGAUAAGUCAAUGUUGUGUUUGCAAUUGUUUGAUUUCCAGGAGCACAGAGGAUCUUUUUAAUAAAAUAUCAAAAUGUUAAACAAGAAAGACAACUUUUCACAGCCUUCUUUGCUCAUAUUUAAACACAGAAUGUGUUUAAAUAUGAGCAAAGAAGGCCUUUUUUUUAAUGGUUCUUAACUUCUGGAUUGGAUCGAAUACUGGCUCCACAUGCUACUUUCAGUUGGCACCCACAUAUUUGUCAGGCCAAAGAUGACAAAUGAUUUACUAUAGUGGAUUUGACUUUCCCAAGGCAUUAGAAACCACACUGACAUGGGUUUUUCUGCCCACCACUUGGUUGUUUGCAGACAUCUUCAUAGUAAACAUCUUCGGUACAACCACUUUGUCUAGUUUGUUACAUGCUUCUAACUUUGUAUUGGAUAGUCAAGAUGUUUGUUUGUAUGUAUAUGUGUAUAUAUAUAUAUAUAUAUAUAUAUAUAUAUAUAUAUAUAUAUAUAAAAUUGUAUGUACCUUCCAUGGUUUUUCUAUUUUUGUCUUUUAUUACAACCAAAAUAAAGAUUUUUUCAUUUUUUUUUUAAAUCAAUGGACACUGGAAAGAUCCCAAUAAAUGUGUUUAAGAGAUUUUGUUUCUAGUUCAAAUGGGCCAUUGAUUUAAUUUUACAACUGAAGAAUUGGACGCUGAAUUAAUGGCAUCUACAUAAUUUGGGACCCAAAAAUAAAAUGGUUAAAAGUAAUACAAUAGUAGUGUAAUACAAACUUUACUGCACUUCCUUAAGAAUAAUAUGAAUAACAUGCUCAAUCCUUCGAUACUCUCAUUUAACGUGUACAUUAAGGAUGUCAAACUCAUGGCCCAGCCGAUACAUUGCAGCCCAUUGACAUUGCAGCCCAACUAAUCUGGAAUGUGCAAAAAUCACUUGUCAGACUCUGACAAGUGAUUUUUGCGCUCGCCUCGGCCUGUGUUUCCUCCACCCACAGGCAGCAUGCUGCUCCAUAAGUAAACCGCACGCACAGUACACUGGGAGGGGAAGCGCCACCCCCUCCCGUUUUGCGUAGGAGCGCCAGGUGUCACGUGACUACCCACUCUCCUGCUAUGUCAGAUGAGAAACAGCAGGGAGGGGGGCCAUCUAUUAAUAGUGCAGAGCAGAGCCAGCGCUUCCAACACCUCGGGCGCCGGCUCUGUGAGAAAAACAGCUGCCUGCCAGGUAUGAAUGGAAGGGGUAGGAGGGAGACAUGGGUGAGAGAGACAGGAAUGGAAGGGGGUAGGGAGAUUUCAAUUAGAAUUGAAGGGUUAGGGAGGGAGAUUUGGAAGAGGGGAGAGGUGUGGAAGGAGAGAUAUGGAAGGAGGGAGAGAUGUGGUGGGAGAGACAUGGAAAAGGGGGGGAGAUAUGGAAGCGGGGGAGAGAUUUGGAAGGGAGGGAGAGAUGUGGCGGAGAGAUAUGGAAGGGGGGAGAGAUUUGGAAGGGAGAGAUGUGGGGGAGAGAUAUGGAAAGGAGGGAAACAUGGAUGGAAGGUGGGAGAGAGACAUAGAGGGAGAGACGUGGAGGGAAACAGACCUAGAUGGAAGGGGGAAGAGAGACAUGGAAGGGAGGGGAACAGAGACAUGGAUGGAAAGAGGUAGAAGCAAGCGGAGUGGAGUGUGCAGCCACACAUUACUCUGCCUUGAGAUUGCAGAAGGACUGAGGGAGUGAGCAGAGCAGACAGUGUGGCUACCUACCUGGCUGAGACAGCAGUUUGCAGAGGGACUGAGGGAGCGAGUGAAGCGGACACUUCAGACAGUGGCAUUACUACUGAGAUAGUAAAUAACUCGAGGUGAAGCUUUUGAGUGAAAUAUAUAUAUGUACCCAGAAUUACAUAUUGUUUGCAUGAGAAUGAUACAAGUAAUUUAUUUGGCCUGCGUUAGCCUCUGAUUUUGACAUGCUUGGUGUGCAUCAUUAAAAUGACCCACUACAAAAUAUUUGCAUUUAUCGCCAUACACUGUAACACCUUGUUUAAUCAAUAAAUGAGCAACCUAUUUCAAUUAAAUUUACAUAACUGAUAAGCACAUUAGACUGCUGUAAACUGUAGAAUAGUUACAUAAAUGUCUACAAUUUCACAGCUUUGAUAUUAUAUGGCUGAAAAGAAGACUUCAGUAAACAAUGUUUGGAUGAAUUGAUACAUAGCCCCAUAAAUAUGUUUUAAAUAAAUGGUAAUUAAAGUGCAUCUGUCACCUUAACGUUCUCCUUUUGUUUCUUCCUCUCUUCCUGUUUCAGAAUUAGUUUUUCUUUUCUUCAUUUCUGGAGGUUAAGGCAAGCUCAACUUCUUUUGUCAAGUUUGUCAAGUGUAGGAAAAAUAUAUAAGAAUAAAUAGUCCCUACUUUGUCUUAUAUUUUAAAGAGAAAUAGACCAGAAAUUAAGAAAAGAAAAACAGUUUCUGAAAGAGGGAAAGAAGAGGAAACAAUCUGAGAAAGGAACGUUUGAGGUGACAAUACCACUUUAAGGCCAAAGGGUAACUUUCCAAAAAUAUAUUUAUUAGCGACUGACAAUUAAAAAAAUGCAUGUGAUAUUAAAUGAUAUGUAACCAAUACUAUUCAUGUUUUACAGGAGAUAUGCACGAUUUCUUUGUUGGUUUAAUGGGGAAGAGAAAUUUGGGUAAGUAUUAAUUUUAGCUCUUAUUCUCAAUGAUAUGUAUCACAGCAGUGAUUGUCUACUAAACUGAACAAAUUACAGUAAAUUGAGAAGCAAUUUUUAGGAUAAGCUAGCUGCCUUGGAACAAUCAUCCAGUUCAGCCAAGAAGGAGGACACAUAAUGGGGAAUCAUGUUUUAAAGGAACACUCUAGGGUCAGGAACACAUACAUGUAUUUCUGAUCCUAUAGUGUUAAAACCACCAUCUAGUCCUCCUGAUGCCCUUGCUAAAUAUAGUAAAAUAUAAUAAAAUCUUACUUUUAUUCAUUCUGCAGUUUCUGUCUGUGCCCCUGAUCUGUCUGUGUUGUUCCUGUUGUGAGUCAAUCACAAUGCUUUCCCUUAGGAUUGGCUGCGACUGUCAAGAAGGCAGAUCAGGAGCAGAGCCAGCACAAGCCAAACACAGCCCUGGCCAAUCAGCAUCUCCUCAUAGAGGUAUAUUAAAUCAAUGCAUCUCUAUGAGGAAAGUUCAGUGUCUCCAUGCAGAGGGAGGAGACUCUGAAUGGCAGUGCUGCACACUGUGCAGCACUGCUGCAGGAAGCACCUCGAGUAGACAUAUGAGCAGUGGCCAGUGGAGUUAUCACUCGGCUGUAAUGUAAACACUGUGUUUUCUCUAAAAAAAACAUAUCUGAAAAUGUUAAGUGACUUACUAAUAACAAUUUUUUCAACUAGAAUGUAAUUUAGAAAAAGAACGAUGAUUUACAGUCUGAUUUCUUAACACAUUUAUUGUAAUCUAAAGACACAUUACUGUGAGUAAUAUUGAUGAGAAGUUCUGUUAUACACUCAGACAUAUCAAUAUUUAGCUCCUAGAAAAGAGGGACAAAUGGAUUUGGGUCCAAAAUGAGGACUGUCCCUUUUACACAGGGACACUUAGGCAAUCAGUUGUUAAACUUAGAUCUAGGAGUUGAAUGAGGCAGACAUUAUCAUUUCCUAGUAUGUGUCUCUAAUAUGCUAGCAAUAAUGCUGACACCCCUUGGUGACUGCUAAUUAGUUGUUUGUGAAAGGUAAAAGAAUUAAUUGUUUAGGGCAACAAUCAGUGCCGGUGCUAGGAUUUUUAGUUACACAGGCGAACAUGCAUUUUGGUGCCCCUCAACCUCCUUUAAAAAAAAAAAAUGCAUCUUCACCUGUGUGUAUUUCCUCCCAAGCCACAGGCAUAAUUUUUCAGUCACACAGUCAAAGUCAUACAGGUACACUGUCAUACAAACACAGAAAUAAUCAUACAGAGACAUUUAGACACAUACAGUCAGUCAGAGACAUACAGACAUACAGGCAAAGACAUACAUGCAUACAGAGACAUGAAGGCAUAUAAAAACAUGCAUACAUACAGAGGCAUACCGUCAUACAGACACAUACAUACAUACAGAAACAUACAUACAAAGACAUCCAGGCACAUACAUACAUACAGGCAUACAUAAACAUACAGGCAUACAAAGACAUACUGCCAUACAGACACAUACAUAUAUACAGGCAUACAGAGACAUACAGGCAUACAGAAACAUACAUACAAAGACAUACAGGCAUGCAUACAUACAGAGACACACAGGCAUACAGAAACAUACAUACAAGACAUACAGGCAUACAGACACAUACAAACAUUCAUACAUAGAGAGGCAAACCGUCAUACAGACAUACAUACAUAAACAUACAUACAAAGACAUACAGGCAUACAGAGACACACAGACACAUACGUACAUACAGAGACAUAAAGGCAUACAGUUACACACAUGCAUACAGAGACAUAUAUACAGACAUUCAGAGACAAACAAACAUUUAGUUACAUACAUGCAUGCAUACAGAUACAUGCAUGCAUACAGAUACAUACAUGCAUACAGAGACAUACAUACAUAGAGAUAGAUACAUACAUAGAGAUAGAUACAUACAUACAUACAGAGACAUACAUACACAGACAUACAUACACAGACAUACAUACACACACACAUACAGAGACAUACAUACAUAGACAUACAUACACACACACAUACAGAGACAUACAUACAGAGACAGACAUACAUACAUACAGAUACAUACAUGCAUGCAUACAGAGACAUACAUACAUAGAGAUAGAUACAUACAUACAUACAUACAUACAUACACAGACAUACAUACACAGACAUACAUACACAGACAUACAGACAUACACACAUACAUAUAUAGACAGACAUACAUACAUACAGAUACAUGCAUGCAUACAUACAGAGACAUACAUACAGAGACAUACAUACAGAGACAUACAUACAUACAGAGACAUACAUACAGAGACAUACAGAGACAAACAUGCAUACAAACAGAGACAUACACACAUACAGAGACAUACAUACAGAGACAUACAUACAUACAUACAUACAGAGACAUACAGACAUAAAUACAGAGACAUACAUACAUACAGACAUACAUACAUACAGAGACAUACAGACAUAAAUACAGAGACAUACAUACAUACAGACAUACAUACAUACAGACACAUACAUACAGAGACAUACACAGACAUACAUACAUACAUACAGAGACAUACAUACAUACAUACAUACAUAGAGACAUACAUAGAGACAUACAUACAGAGACAUACAUACAAAGACAUACACAGACAUACAUACAUACAUACAGAGACAUACAUACAUACAUACAGAGACAUACAGACAUAAAUACAGAGACAUACAUACAUACAUACAGAGACAUACAUAGAGACAUACAUAGAGACAUACAUAGAGACAUACAUACAUACAUACUGAGACAUACAGAGACAUACAUACAGACAGAGACAUACAUACAUACAUACAGAGACAUACAGACAUAAAUACAGAGACAUACAUACAUACAUACAUAGAGACAUACAUACAUACAUACAGAGACAUACAUAGAGACAUACAUAGAGACAUACAUACAGAGACAUACAUACAGAGACAUACAUACAUACAUACAGAGACAUACAGAGACAUACAUACAGACAUCAUACAGACAUCAUACAGAGACAUACAGAGACAUACAGACAUCAUACAGAGACAUACAUACAGAGACAUACAGAGACAUACAUACAUACAUACAGAGACAUACAGACAGACAUACAUACUGACAGAGACAUACAGACAUCAUACAGAGACAUACAGACAUCAUACAGAGACAUACAUACAGAGACAUACAGACAUACAUACAUACUGAGACAUACAGAGACAUACAUACAGACAGAGACAUACAUACAUACAUACAUACAGAGACAUACAGACAGACAUACAUACAUACAGAGACAUACAGACAUCAUACAGAGACAUACAUAAUUACAUACUUACAUCUGUUAAAUCUUGUCCCCUGGGUGCAUGCUGUCCGGCUCUGUGGAGUCCAGUCCUGCAACCCAGCCCCAUCACAGGGCGCCAGCCGCGCUGUGUGGGACACAGGGAGCAGGGAUAUGAUGUCAUUCAUAUCCCCGCCCCCUCCACACAGCCUGCGGCAGACACCAGGAUAGGAGGUGGGCGGGCCGAGGCUGAGCUCCGCGGGCGGGAAUCUCUGGGCUGCGCUCGGCCACUCUACAAGUAGUAACCAGCUGGAGGGGAGCCAGGUGCGCUUCCCUCCUUACUGUCUGCCUGAUGUCGCGCCCCCAGGGCUGGUGCGCCCUAAGGCGGCCGCCUGGGCCGCCUUAUGGUAGCGCCGGCCCUGGCAACAAUCACACUGUAUCUACAGCUUAAAGGAACACGUUAGUGUUCGAAAGACAAAGAUGUAUUCCUAACACUAAAACAUCCCUCUGCUUCCUCCCUUCCCCCCCCCCAUCCAUGAAAGGGUUAAAAACCCUUUCAUUCACUUACCUGAUUACAGUGCCGAGACCCCUGAUCAGUUAAUGGGGGGUAUCUAAAGAACAUGCAUGGCGAGCUUCACUUUGAGGUUUUGCUUGAUGCUGGAUGUACUAAUGCAACAUCCUGAAAUGGCAGGAAGCGUCUCUCGUGGCUGUCUGGUAUAGGCAGUCUUAACUCUGCAAUGUAAGCUUUGCAGUUUCUUAAAUAUAUAGGGGUAUAUAGGGAUGCAAAGCCUUUCUUGGUUUUAUAUUAAAGUGACAGUAGGCACCAUAACAGCUUUAUUGAUAUUGUUAUAAUGUCUGAACUCCCCUGGCACCAUGCUUCCAUUUAUUAAGCCAGUCCCUUCUGUGCUGUUUGGGCUAAUGAUACAGCAUUAGCCUGAACUGCAAUGGACGGCUGUGACUGACUAAAAGUGUCAGCUGGCCACAUUCAGCCUUUCAGGUGUGAAUUGGUAUGGAGACAAGGAAGUGUGUAAUCUCAGUCUUUGCCACAGUCCAGUGGGGGUGGGCCUAUGUGAAGCCAUGGACCCUUAUACAGUGAAAAUGGUUUAACACAGAAUGGAGGGACACUGCCAGGGACUUCAGGCAGUAUAACCAAUUCAGUUAGAUACAAUCACAUAUCUUACUUAUAUAUGAUGUUAAAAGUCUACUGCCACUGCUCUGGAAUUUAUGUCAUUGACUAAAACACUGAAAACCACCUAACUUGUGUUAUUUUUAUAUGUGAUGCUCAAUAUUCUUUUACAUUUAUAUAAAAUUUUAAGUAGAUUACACCACAAGCCACUUCGGUCACGGCACAGCUAUGGCAAAUAAUGCAAAUGAAGAGGAGAAAGAGAAACAUUGUUUCAUUUGUUUUUACGCAAUAUUUUACUCUAUGCUGCCAGAAGUAAACGACAGAGUUUAUAACAAAGAUCAACAAAUAGCUAAGAUGGAGGCACCUAAUUACAGGGCAAACCAGUGUGGAUUUCUAUAUUUAAUUGUACCUUUACACCUUACAAAUACUUAGUUGUAAAAUUUAGGGGAUAAGUAAAUGUAAUGUAAAAAAAAUCAUUGGAAUUAACAAUGCCCCUUCAAAGACUACUUCAUAUAUCUGUUAAUCACCUAAUGGACUUUUAUUUUUCCUAGGCAGUCCCACAAAUGAAGAAAAUGAUGCACAGCCCGAGUCUAGAUACUCAACAAAAUGUAGAAUGAAGUGAGUAGAGUCAUACAUUUCAGUAAAACCAUCAGUUCUAUUUAUCUUGGACACAGGUUUCUGUAUCCCUUUAUAAGCAGUCAGUAAAAAGAGAUGUUUUUGCAUUCAUUCUAGGUACAUACAGAAAUAUAUAAUAGUGGGUGUAUACGUAUAAAGAAUUAUUACUACAUUAAAUGGCACUUGACAGAUGAAUCAAAAUGGUUUAGUUUCUUAUAUUGGUUUACAAUCCAGGUGGUAUUUUAUUAGCAAACCAUUGAAAAAAUGAAAAUAGAGAUAAUUUUACACAUAAAUGACAGCAAAACAUGGUGUUUUUUGAAAGAAUAUAUUAUACUAUUGCAACUUUUUAGUAUUUUAUUUUAGCUUUAGAAUUUUACAUUUGAGUGACUCUAGCGAGAACUGUUUGUGUUUUAGUAUUCUUUUAUUAGGGAAAGGGUAGCUUGACACCCAAGGUCCUAUAGGUAAUAGUACUACUACACUAGGCAUCCCAUCCUCCACCGUUAUCAGGACUCUCCGUCCCAAAGGCUAGGAGGUGUAGGAAUGGAUAGGUAACAUUUGUCGGAUUUCUUCCUGGUAUUGAAUAUCCUCCAACACAUCACAUUCAGGGCAAGGGAGGGAUUAAGUGCUGUUGUCUGCCGUAGCAUGGAAAGGUUAAUCAGUCACGAUAUCAGCAACCAUUAACCACUUACAACAAGAAACUAAGACCCUAACCCUUUCUCUAAUGACUGCACUGCCAUGUUCUCUGUAGUAAGGAAGUUAACACUUUAGUAGACCUUCUAAUAUCAUUGAAUGUCCACUAGAACAUUCAUUAAAAACUGUAUAGAUAUUUAAGUUAGACUUGGUAUUCAAGGUUAGAGUGCUAACUGAUAUUAUCUCUGUUUUGUGCAGGUUCAGACGUUCGGUUUAGAAGAUAACUGUCAUUUGAACCCAAGCAUUAUCCAAUGGUUUGAUGCUAAGCACCCUGGAUAUCUUCUUUUCUACCACAGAUUCAAUUCCCACUUGUGUUGCCAUAUUUUACACUAUCCUCACCCACUUGUGUCCAGCUAUGUGUACAUUUUUCUCAUUUGUUACCACAUAUGUACAAAAAUAAGGGCAACAGAAGUGGAUAAUAAGUUCAAUGAAUUUUCUAUGUUACAGCUAUACAUCUUCUACCUUGGUUUCUCUAUAUAGUCCCCUUUCCACUCACUUGUGUAUUUUUUUUAUUGCUUUCUGAUCAUUUAUGAUGCUCCAAUGCCAUCCCUUCCUAUCAUGCAUUUUUAAUGCUACAACAUUAUUGUUGGUCUCAUUUCUUUUUGUGUACAGACAACUAAAUUGAAACCAACAAUUAGAUAGUGAUCCCUCUCUGUUUUAAUUAGAUUAUAGUCAGUUAGCUUUCAUUUAACAGCAAAACAGUUGCUAAAAUGUGGCCUAGAUUAAUGAGUACAAAUGCUAUGGUGGAUAAUAUUUCAAAGUUGACAGGAGAAGAAAUGUUUUUUGCUUCAACUAUUGACUGAUAUAAAAAUGAAUUCUAAGACUUUCCUUUACCACCAUAAUGCUUUGCCUGUGUGCUUACCACUAUAUUAGCCCUGCUUAAAUUACAUGAUGUAACUUAAAGAUAUGAUGAUAAAG